AUGGCUGCCGAAACGCCCGUGGGCGUCACAUUCGUCGACACGCUCAAGAAGUCUUUUGUCGACGUUCCCGUUGAUCCUGCAACCAAGGCAAUCGACACAGAGACCUUCCUUGAAGCCACUGAGUCGUUGAUUACCAUUUUCGACAUUCUCGGUGCCACGGCCUUCAAGCUUGUCAAGGACGAUAUGCUCGGCAAUGUUGCCAAGAUCCGCAAACGGCAGCUUGAGGCCCCCGGUGUCUCUGAGACACUACAGUCGCUUGUCGUCAACGAGCUGAAGACCAAGAAACACAACGCGACCGAGGGCCUGCUAUGGCUGUUCCGCGGCCUCGAAUUCAUGUAUACAGCGCUGUCCGAGAACAUCAAGACCGAUACCGAGGAGCUUAAGACGUCCUUCAACGGGGCAUACAAAGAAACCCUCAGCAAACACCACAACUUUGUAGCUCGCACCGGCUUCAGGAUUGCCAUGGCUGCGUGCCCGUAUCGCAAAGACUUCUACGCCCAGCUGUCGCCGGACUACGAUGUUCUCAAGCCGAAACUAAACGCGUGGCUGGCGGCCCUGAAAAACAUUGUGGAGAUUCUGGAAACGUUCCUUGACAGCAAGGAGGCCAAGUGGUAG
Sporothrix brasiliensis 5110 is the source of this 615-nucleotide messenger RNA. Its product is annotated as het-c. Bases 1 to 615 code for a protein of 204 amino acids. The record is from RefSeq and is a predicted model, not a curated record. Gene Ontology annotation, molecular function: ceramide 1-phosphate binding; ceramide 1-phosphate transfer activity. Gene Ontology annotation, cellular component: cytosol; cytoplasm; membrane. The transcript is spliced from 2 exons. NCBI's taxonomy places the organism in Eukaryota, Fungi, Ascomycota, Sordariomycetes, Ophiostomatales, Ophiostomataceae. Gene Ontology annotation, biological process: ceramide transport; intermembrane lipid transfer.